Molecule: messenger RNA, 2812 nt
Organism: Branchiostoma belcheri (Belcher's lancelet)
Lineage: Eukaryota; Metazoa; Chordata; Leptocardii; Amphioxiformes; Branchiostomatidae
Product: dyslexia-associated protein KIAA0319-like protein
Exons: 21
Coding region: 54-2546 (830 amino acids)
Cellular component (GO): cytoplasmic vesicle; plasma membrane
Source: RefSeq, a predicted model, not a curated record
UGGGGAGGGAAGGAGAAGAAGAAGAAACUACGCCAUACUUAUCUGAUGAAGAUAUGUUGUUAGAUCGAGGUGAACAGGAACCAACCAGUGCAAGACAACAGAUGGCCCCCCUGGAUGUGACCUCCCCCCUGAUGCUGCAGGGGGGUCCAGACAACACCACUACCCCCCUCGGCACACUACCCAGGACACCCAAGAGGGUAGAUGCAACUACGCCUUCCACAGUGAGCCAACUUGUGGUAUCUGCUGGAGAAAACAAGGUGAUACAACUGCCACAGAACAGUGUCACUCUACACGGCUUCACUGUGCCUGAACCUCCAGAAGGUGUGCAGUAUGUGUAUGAGUGGAGCCUGUUAUCUGGUCCUGAGGAGUACCAGGGAGAGAUGGAGGGACGACACACACAGUCUGUACAUCUCUCACAGUUGACUGCAGGACACUACAUGUUCAUGGUAACAGUCACGGGAGAUGACAAAUACGGGGAGGGGUUUGUCAAUGUGACAGUCCAACCUCCUACUCGUGUGAACACCCCUCCUGUCGCAAUAGUACAGCCCAAACAACAGGAGGUCACCCUGCCUAACACUGCUGCUAUCCUCGACGGAUCUUCGAGUACGGAUGACGAUGCGAUCGUUAGUUACCACUGGGAGGAGGUGAAAGGACCGCUGAGAGAGGAGAAGGCUUCAGGAGAGGAGAGCAUCCUCAGACUGAACCACCUUAUCCCUGGCUCUUAUGUCUUCAAACUGACUGUGACAGACUCAGACGGAGAAACAGACUCCACCACAGCCAACGUCACAGUACAUAAGGAGACAGACUACCCGCCUGUGGCUAAUGCUGGACCUAACCUGGUCAUUCAGAUGCCCCAGAACUCAGUGAUCCUGAACGGCUCCAAGAGUACAGAUGACAAGGGCAUUGUCAGCUAUGAGUGGGUCAAGGAGGUGGAUGCAGUGGCAGACAUGCAGGGUACGAGAUCAUCUAUCCUCCAUGUAUCUAACAUGGAGGUAGGAGACUACACCUUCACUCUCACUCACAUGUGUCUUACAUUCCUCAUACAGGGUACCAGAUCAUCUAUCCUUCAUGUAUCUAACAUGGAGGUAGGAGACUACACCUUCACUCUCACUGUUACUGACGGCUCAGAUCAGCAGGAUGAUGCUUCAGUCACUGUCGUUGUGCAGCCUGAAAACAACCAGCCCCCAGUAGCAGAUGCAGGGCCUGACAAGGAGCUGACAUCACCGGAUGAUACCACUACCCUGGACGGGGGGGACAGCACAGACGAUCAGGGGAUAGUCUCCUAUGAGUGGACUAAGACCAGUGGGCCGUCCUCAGUUGACCUACAGAACACAGACCAGGCCGUUGCCACAGUGACAGGGUUAGUGACAGGCACGUAUGAGUUCACCCUGAAGGUGUGUGAUGAGAAGAACCUGUGCUCCAGGGACUCUGUCACUGUGCAGGUGAAGGAAGAUAUAAACCACAAGCCUCGUGCAGACGCAGGGGGAGACGUGACGUACCAGCUCCCCCAGACCCUGCUGGUUGUGGACGGUUCUCGUUCGACAGACGACCACGGCAUCGUCGACUUUCUCUGGACACGAGACCCACAGAGCCCUGCCGCUGGGGUUGUCCUGAACAGCUCUGACCACAAGGCAGUUCUACAGCUGACUAACCUGGUGGAGGGACGUUACGUGUUCCAUCUGAAGGUGACUGAUGCAAAGGGACUGUUCGACACCGACUCUGCUACGGUCAUUGUCAAGAAAGAUCUGCACAGAGAUGACUUAGUAGAACUGGCUCUGGCUGCAGACAUCACAUCUUUUACUGAGGGGAACAAGGCCAUGUUGGUUCGUCAGCUGGCUGUACUUAUUGAUGUGAUGGAUUCUGACAUCCGAGUACAGGAAAUUAAAGAGGACAUGUCCACUGGCAACAUGAUCGUAGUGUUUGUAGUAAUAAACACGCAGACUGGAGUGGUACAAGAUGGCGGAUCAGUUCUGGCUAAACUCAAACGGAAACUCAAGGCAGGGUCAGAGGUGCUGGACUUCAAGGUGGUACAAGUAGACACAGUCGUUUGUCAGAACAACUGUUCAGGCCACGGUGUGUGUAACUCCUUCACCAAACUGUGCCAAUGUGACAGUUUCUGGGUACAGAACCCCUUCAAGGCUUACUUCGCAGACAAAGUCAGCAACUGUGAUUGGAGCAUACUUUACGUCAUCGUCAUCGCAUUUGGCAUCGUUGUAGGAGUGGGCCUGAUCACAUGGGGGGUGGUCUGUCUGGUCAGGAAUCGAAGGAGAUUCAGAAGAAGCAAGAGACACCGUUACACACUUUUGGAUGAAAUUGACGACAAGGGAGAAAAAAUAGAAAUGUACAGUAGAGACGGAAAGGACCACCGUGUGCCUGUCUCACAGACAGGUGACAAGUCUACAGGCCAAAAGCAAGGUAACAGCUUGGUUAUGUCCGAGUCAGAUGACCUACUCAGCGAUGAAGAGACCACACUUUUCGAAAACAAGAAAAAGCCGAACGGAACGACAAGAAAUGGCAUUAUAACUUCUACGCUUCCCAAGCUAUGAUACACUUGGGGACAACCCAUAAUUUCUCAACUUAUAUAUGCUUCAUUGUGCUCAGGGGUUGGGAAGGGUGUCUAAAGCAAAAAAUAAACUGUGAAGUUUAAAAAGUUAAAUUAAAAUUAUGGUUGGGAAAGGGAGUUUCUACAAUACUACAUAAAUGAUUGUAUAUCUUGAAAAUGUGGGGGAUUAAAGAAAAAGAAUGAGUGUAGAAAUUUGAAGUUAUUAUGGUGGGAAGAAGGAAUUCCUACUUUGUACAUCUAGAAGAUAUU